GUGAAAAACCUUCGGCUCACUCCACUUGACCCAAAAAAUCUUCGUAUUAAAACUUCUGCCCUAAAUUUUGUAUUUUCUCUAUUUCUCUCUUUACAAAAAAACAUUUUAUCCGCUACAACUUGCUGCUUCAAAAAACUACUUCUGCAAGAACGAUCAUCAAAAAAGUAUACUUACUGUGGUCCAUACGACAAAAAUCCAACAACAACUUUCUAGUGUACACUGGUACAUACAUUAUCCCGGACGUAUAGAUUUAUCGUUGGUUCAUUUUAGCCGACGACCCCGAGUAAAUCGAAGAGUUUGAAGUCUAUUUCUUGCAUUGACUUCUAAUCGACGUCCAGUGUCGUUUUCUUCCAAAAAAUAUCUUUUACCUCAUUCGUCCAGUAGUUAAAGAU
Molecule: messenger RNA, 392 nt
Organism: Amoebophrya sp. A120
Lineage: Eukaryota; Dinophyceae; Syndiniales; Amoebophryaceae
Source: the annotation of a GenBank genome assembly